Molecule: messenger RNA, 1272 nt
Organism: Topomyia yanbarensis
Lineage: Eukaryota; Metazoa; Arthropoda; Insecta; Diptera; Culicidae
Exons: 3
Coding region: 1-1272 (423 amino acids)
Source: RefSeq, a predicted model, not a curated record
AUGAAGAGAAAGGUAACUUUAAAAACCACAAUUCUUCAAGUCGUGAACAAUAUUGAUGGAAAAUACAUCUGUAACGCUGGUCAGAAGUGUAUGUACAAGCAGGACAACUUUUCAGCUAGCAACUUUAAGCGCCAUAUACAAAAACUGCAUCCAGAUGUUUUUAUCAGGCUGGAAUUGGAAGCAACGGACAGCUUUGAAGCUUCACCCAGCAAGAAGAAACCGAAAGCGCUGUUAGUUCAAACAGAUAAGGAAACUAUUAUACUUGGCACAUUACAGUUGGUCACGCAAAAUAGUUUACCUCUCACGUUCCCCGAUACAGUGGGAUUCCGUACCUUAGUUGAACCACUAUGGCGCGCAGUUGGAUUGAAAAUUAACCGGAAGAGUCUGACAGAGCUGGUGUCGUCUGGUGCAAAGGCAAUGGAGCUUUGUAUUAAAUCAGAAAUGGCCGGUCGAAUGAUUAAUUUGAAAAUCGACAGCGCCUCCCGAGGUAACCGACAUAUUUUUGGCAUUAACGCGCAAUUCUUCAAAGAUGGUGAGGUGAUCAUCCGCAGUCUUGCUUUAAGAGAAAUACAUGAACGUCAAACUAAAGAAAAUUUGAAAUUGACUAUCGAAGAAGUCAUGGAGCAGUUUGGAAUAGCGCAUCAACAGCUUUAUUCGGUUGUUCACGAUAACGGAGCAAACAUGAUAGCAACAGUAAAACUGCUGCGUAAAAUGAUGGAGACAGAAACUACAGACGAAUCUUCUAUGCACAAUGUAUUGUUUGACCAGUCGGAAGUGCGCACCUUCUUUGAAGAUCAAAACCAAGACGAAUGUGACGAUAUUGAUAUUUGUGAGGACUCAGAAGAGGAUCAGGCUAAAUGCUGCGAUGAAAACGAUUGUGACGACAUAGAUGACUUCUGCGAGGGAAAGGACGGAGAAGAGAAUACUCCCGAAGCUAAGCAGAACAACGAGGACAAAUUUGGAGAUCUCAUGCGAGAGAUUCUCGAUAGCACCCGCUGUGCUGCUCAUACCGCACAACUUGCAGUCUGGGACGUUUUCAGGCACUCUGGAAUCGCCGAGUUGAAGAAUAUUAUACUUCCGGACAAGUUUGACAGCAUUGUGGCCAUCCAAGGACUGAUUUCGGAUUCCGGCUCCUCAGACCAAAACAAAAUUGUCUUUGUUGUCGGGGACAGAGUCUCUAAUAACUACGGACUCACUUGCUGUGUUAAGCAGCGAACUUCGAAAGACCGAAAACCUGCUGACACUUCGGGUUCGCGGGAUCGCGUAGGAUGA